GUCAACUUUCUAAAAAAACUAUAACAAUAGAGUAAUAAAACGCAUCAAAAGAUUCUAGAAUAGACUUAACACACGCAUAGAACACAUCUCCAUUGUAUAUAUACAUCUUCCAUGCCAUAUGAACGGAACUAGAUUAGUGAAUGACCAAAACCAGACGGCUCAGCUAGCGGCCCAAUUCAACCAAUUCUACCUCAAGACUACCCUGGCCAAGAUCAGCCAGAUUGGGAACUAUCGGAUUAUACAAGAGAUUGGUGAGGGCUCAUUUGGGAAGGUAUAUUUAGCAAGACACAUCUUGCUCAACAUCAAUGUUGUGCUCAAGUGUGGGUUGAUCGAUGAUCCCAAUAUUGUCAGGGAGAUUUACUAUCAUAAACAAUUGAAACAUAAGAAUAUUGUCAGUUUAUAUGAGGUGAUCAAGACGGAGAAUCAUUUGUGGAUUGUCAUGGAGUAUUGUGAAGGUGGUGAAUUGUAUUAUUACAUCUACGAGAAGAAGCGGUUGACUAUGGCUGAAUGUCGUGUUAUCUUCUUCCAAAUAGUAUUGGGGGUUAAACACGUCCAUCUGUUGAAUCUAAGUCAUCGAGAUUUGAAAUUGGAGAAUAUUUUACUAGCAGAUAAGAAACGCACGGUGGUGAAACUCACUGAUUUCGGAUUCAUCAGAGAGUUCAAUCCCUAUAGCCGAAAAUUCCUUUCUACAAUUUGUGGAACUACGGUAUACAUGGCACCUGAACUACUCAAGAAUGAAAAGUAUCUGGGUUUUUCUGUAGAUAUUUGGUCAUUGGGUGUGAUCUUAUAUACCAUGCUCUAUGGAGUGCUACCGUUUGAUGACGAUGACGAAUUGAAAAUCAGAGCCAAAAUAAUCCAAGGUGAGCCAAGCUACGCCGAUUGCGUGCCGGAAGAAGCCAAUCAAUUAAUCAAGAAGAUGUUGAGCAAAGAUCCAAACAAUCGACCUAGUCUUACUGAAAUUUUAAACUCGGGAUUAUUAAUGGAUUGUCAUAACAAGUACCUUGCUGAGAAUACAAAACGAACAUACACGAGUUCAUCGGGUGGAGAUACAGAAUCAAUUAUGUCUAUCAACCAGCAUUAUAAUGUCAUGAGCGAACCUUUCGAAUCACGAAUAGAACGAGAUAUUCUCAAGAAGCUCCAAAGAUUGAACUUUGAUGUCGAUGAAUUACAAGCAAGUGUCAUCAACAAUGAAAUGAAUUCCUUAACUGCAUUCUAUGAACUUCUUCUCACUCAAGAAUACUCCAAAAAGAAAAGAAAGUACAUGCGAGAUAAGAAAAGAAAGUACUAUGAAGCAACAUUACGUAAAUCACGUAAGCGUGUCAAGAGUGUACUCGCUCUUACUGAUCAAGUACCAGCCCAACCACUAGAACGAAUCAUAUCCACAUUGAGUCUUGUAUCCAAUCGAAGCAAAACCAAUCUUUCAAAAAUAAAUGAAUCACGAAAGUCGAUGGAUUUGGAUAAGCGAAUGGACCCACCAUCUCCAAAAACCACCACCACGUCACUUUCCUUGCCUGCCACCCCAUUGACAAGCACACCAUUGAAAUCCCAAUACAAGUCAAAUGGUCAAGCAACGUUCUCCCUUUCUCAAUCUCCCAAGGCCGCAGCAAAGUCACUUUCCACAGAUUUAGGAAGUUCGUCGUUAAUAGAUGCACCAUCUAUGCAUCGCUCGGUAUCGUUUGUUCCUGAAGAACGUAGAUUAUCGAGUGUCUCGUCACAUAGGGAAUCACUUAAUAUUAUCAAAACUCAGUCCAACCAAAGCAGUCAUCAUCAUAAAGGUGGGAAGAUUUUAAACAAAUUGCAAUUCUGGAAGAAACAUAAAGACAUAGAAGAAAGUCCGGUCAAUGGUAAACACGAGAAAGUUACAUCAGAAAAGUCUGAGUACAGCCCAGGGAUGUUUAAAAAGAAUACAAGCCCGGAACAUCAUAAUCAACAGCAUGAAAGAAAGCCAUCUAUCUCCGUACUUGAUACUGCCGAUCCCUUGUCACCGCCAUUAGUUAUUGAUCCUAACUUUGAAGAUCAUCCCCCAGCUAGUCCUUCAGAUAUUACAGCUCCAAAGACGCCACCUAAUGUUGAUUCCCGCCCAUUAACACGUACAAGACCUUCUUCUAUGAUAUCCCAAGUGCUGCAAAUCUCGCGUCUAUCACAAAUGUCUACCAUGCUUUCAGAAUCUGAGUUGGAUAUUUUGGAUGAAACCGAUACAAUUGAUGACGAUUAUGAUGAUGACGAUGAAGCUUAUGAAUCCAGUUUGAAUGAUGCAACCCGGAUGCUGUCGGUGGGUAUGACUCCUACUUCAAGUCUUGUAAAUAACAAACCUACCGUUGGUGCCAGUACUAGUUCUGGCCAACACAAGAAUCGACCAGGUUAUAAAAGAACACCUUCCUCAGAUAUGUCAGUACAAACUACGUCAACCACCUCAGGAGGGCUUAUUACCCCUCCAGCACUACACAAACGACAAUCAUUUCCUGAAUUCCACAACUCGUUGGAAGAUCUCAGCACGGAACGAUCAAGCAGUCUCGAAGCACCGGCGCCAGUUUCAUACACGGAUACGCCGAUGCAUAAUCCUGUUCCUAGACCAAUCUCACCCGAUCCUUCUAAGAAACGACGCAUGCGAUUGAACCAAGUAAUGAAUGGAACCAGUAAUGAUCAGCCAUUACAGCAUCCAGCAUAUUUCCGAACUCCUUCGCCGCCAUUAGGGUUUAAAUUCAAUGCAAAGUCUACCCGGGACCAGCUGAAAAUUCCCAUUGGUAAACGUAAUUCAAAUCAGCCAUUUUUCCAGAAUAGCGUAACCCCCAAGGGAUAUCAGGAAACUAGACAGGUUGAGGAUUGGAUCCAUAGUUCUAAUUUCCAUGUUGUGGUUAAACAGCCUACUUAUGAGCCGGUUAUUGAUGAAGAAGAAGAAACUGAGGAUGUAUAGACUUUUUUAAAUUAAAUAGAAGUAAUUCUUUGAAUGCUGC
Molecule: messenger RNA, 2954 nt
Organism: Spathaspora passalidarum NRRL Y-27907
Lineage: Eukaryota; Fungi; Ascomycota; Pichiomycetes; Serinales; Debaryomycetaceae
Product: non-specific serine/threonine protein kinase
Exons: 1
Coding region: 119-2914 (931 amino acids)
Biological process (GO): intracellular signal transduction; protein phosphorylation
Cellular component (GO): cytoplasm
Molecular function (GO): ATP binding; protein serine/threonine kinase activity
Source: RefSeq, a predicted model, not a curated record